CCGGAAGCGCUUCCGCGGCUCCCGGCGGGCCCCGCGCGGCGGAGGCGGGGCCGGGCCGGGGUGUUGGAGGGUCUGCCCUGAGGACCGUCCUGGGCCGCUCGCAGGGGCCGCGCCCGGCGGUGCGGGGGCUCGGGCCGCUCGGCCCCGAUGGCGCAGGCGGCGCUGGGCUCGGCGGGGCUGCACUUCGACGAGCUGAACAAGCUGCGGGUGCUGGAGCCCGAGGUGGCGGCGCAGACGGCGCAGCUCCGCGAGGAGUGUCGGGCCUUCGUGGACAAAACAGCAGAAUUUCAGAAAAUAGUGGGCAGCUUGAUCGAGCUCGUUGACCAACUGGCCAAAGCUGCAGAAAGUGAGAAGAUGAAGGCCAUCGGGGCACGGAACCUGCUGAAGUCGAUCGCAAAGCAGAGAGAGGCUCAGGAGCAGCAGCUCCAGGCUUUGAUAGCCGAGAAAAAGAUGCAGCUGGAAAGGUACCGGAUCGAGUACGAGACUCUUUGCAAAAUCGAAGCGGACCAGAAUGAAUUCAUUGACCAGUUCAUUUUCCAGAAAUAGAGGAUUUUAAGAUAAAAACCAGCUCACUUGGAAACUUGACCAUUCCAGAAUCUUGAGAAUUUCAGAAAUAUGCAAUUUCCACUGUGCAGGAGUGCAGAUGGUUUGUGCAAUGGAGGGGCUUCACCUUGGUGUGAAUGCCCCAGCCGUGGCAAUAAGGAGGGCUGGCAGCUCACAGCUGCACACACUGCUCUGGCCUUUGAUUUUAUACCAGUUUUGUACAGUCAGUAGUUCUAAUUCAAAUUACAGUUGAAUUAAUGCUACUGGUGCUCUGUUGUGUCUCUUUUUGAACUUUACAGCUCUUUCAAAGAAAUUGGGAAAUAAAUUAUUGUUCUCAGACUUUCUGGCUGUACCA
Molecule: messenger RNA, 898 nt
Organism: Pipra filicauda (Wire-tailed manakin)
Lineage: Eukaryota; Metazoa; Chordata; Aves; Passeriformes; Pipridae
Gene: IFT20
Product: intraflagellar transport 20
Exons: 4
Coding region: 148-546 (132 amino acids)
Biological process (GO): protein localization to cilium; intraciliary transport; centrosome localization
Cellular component (GO): cilium; centrosome; intraciliary transport particle B
Source: RefSeq, a predicted model, not a curated record